Messenger RNA from Ascochyta rabiei, 477 nucleotides. RefSeq names its product Endo-1,3(4)-beta-glucanase. The transcript is spliced from 2 exons. Bases 1 to 477 code for a protein of 158 amino acids. Gene Ontology annotation, molecular function: endo-1,3(4)-beta-glucanase activity. Lineage: Eukaryota; Fungi; Ascomycota; Dothideomycetes; Pleosporales; Didymellaceae. The record is from RefSeq and is a predicted model, not a curated record.
AUGGAAAAACGAGGCAAUCUCAUGCUCGCAAUCCAAGUGCGCUCUUUCAACACCUACUUCUACCUCCUCUCCACCUCCAUCCAGCCCCCUCGCUUCACCCCCAACAAAAUAACGGGCGUCCUGUUCGAAGACAAGAUCGACAACACUACCUACUUCGGCGACUCCGCCGCCCUCAUCCAUGGCAUCCACAUGGUACCUCUCAACCCCUCGAGCGCAUUUCUCCGCCCCCGCGGCUUUGUCAGGGAGGAGUGGGACGCGCUGCUCUCGCGCGGCAGGACGCUGGAGGACAGCGUCGGGGGCGGGUGGCAGGGCGUGCUGCACGCCAAUCUUGCGCUCGUGGAUCCGAGAGCUAGUUUUAGGUUCUUUCGUGAUGGAGUGGGCGGGUUUUGGGAUGAGAGGUGGAUCGACGGUGGGGCGUCGAGGACUUGGUACUUGGUUUGGGCGGCCGGGUUGGUGGAAUUUAGUAGGAGUCGGUAG